AUGUCCGAAAAACAACCUUCAUCAAACUCUUCAAACAACAAUAACACAAAGCAUGAUAGUAAUAAUAGUAAUAAUAAUAACGACAAUGGAAUGACCAAUAAGAUUGGACAUAAACAAUUCAUCUUGGAAAAACCCAUCGAUACAAUAUUUACAACAAGUAAUUCUUCAUCAAGAAGUUUCAUAACACCACUAACACCAGAACAACAGGAAAGGUUGAAAAUGAUCGAUCCAAAGCAGGCUAUGAUGUUGUAUUUUGUUACAAGUACAUUCUUUUCACGUCUGUUUGCUCAUCCAUUGGACAGAAUUUCAACCAUUCUCCGAACACAACAUGUUCUUCCAAAUGCGUAUGGUACAAGCUUUUAUACAAAUUUGCCAACAGCAGUAUCUUCAUCAUUGGUACAACCACAGCAACAGGCUCCUUUUAGAGGUGCCAUUGAUGCUUUGAAAAAACUUCCAAAGGAUAGAACAUUGUGGAGAGGAUUGGCUCCCGAUGUUUAUGGUCGCUUAUGUGCAAAAGUAGUGGAAUUACAAUUUGCAGAUGAAAUUAACAACUUUAUUCAACCUUGGAUGGGAACUCUUGUAGAACAAGAUCCAAACGAUCCAAGAAAGAAACUUUUAAAUACAAAGGUGUUGGCUACCUCUGUAAUAUCUGGUGCUGUUGCAUCCUUCCUUAUUUCUUAUCCAUUCAGUGUUGUUUCAACAAGAAUGCAAUCCAAUUUAAUUCCACUCCAUGAAGUGAAAUAUAAUAUGGAUUGGCAAAUGGUGAACAAGACCAACUUUUCCAAUGUAUGGCAAUCAUUUAAAUCAAUCUAUCAAUUUGAAGGAAUAAGAGGAUUCUAUACUGGUUUAUCAGCUGCUGUAUCUGGUCUUGCUGUUUAUAGAGGCAUCUAUUUUGCCUUAUUCGAUUCAUUGAGACGAUUGGGAAUGAGUGACAAUUAUUCAUUGAGUGAGAAAUUCUUAUAUAGUCAAGGUUGUAUAUUCACUGCUGGUCUCAGUGCUUAUCCUUUCCGUCUCAUUGGUGAUCGAUUGAAAGCUCAAGCUGUCUUUAGAAAAUUAUACACGGAGGAGGAAACUCAGCUAUUCUAUAGAGGAACUUUGGAUGCCAUGAAAAAGAUUUACCAACAAGAGGGAAUUAGAGGAUAUUACAGAGGAUUUGUUUUUUCAUUGGGCACAAGUUAUGCAGGUGCCAUCUUACUAAGCAUGUUUGUUGCCCUUGGAUCGAGACAAUUUUAA
Molecule: messenger RNA, 1233 nt
Organism: Naegleria gruberi
Lineage: Eukaryota; Heterolobosea; Eutetramitea; Acrasida; Naegleriidae
Exons: 2
Coding region: 1-1233 (410 amino acids)
Biological process (GO): transmembrane transport
Source: RefSeq, a predicted model, not a curated record